Messenger RNA from Gossypium raimondii (Peruvian cotton), 672 nucleotides. RefSeq lists its product as uncharacterized. The coding region runs from base 1 to 672 and encodes 223 amino acids. The transcript has 2 exons. NCBI's taxonomy places the organism in Eukaryota, Viridiplantae, Streptophyta, Magnoliopsida, Malvales, Malvaceae. The record is from RefSeq and is a predicted model, not a curated record.
AUGCCUGGCUUAAAUAUGGAUAUUGUAGUUCACCAUCUUCCUAUAAAGGAAGAUUGCAAGUCGGUUCAGCAAAAACUCCGAAGAAUGAGGCCUGAUGUUGUAUUGAAAAUAAAAGAGGAGGUGCAAAAGCAAUUCGAUGCUGGAUUCCUGCAAGUGGUCAAAUAUUCUGAGUGGGUAGCCAAUAUUGUACCUGUCCCUAAGAAAGAUGGGAAUGUACGAAUAAAAGGAACAUGUGCAGUGAGGUUGAGAAAAUUUCAGCUAAAGCUAAAUCUAGCAAAAUGCACAUUUGGGGUCAGAUCAGGAAAAUUGCUUGGGUUCGUGGUCAGUGAGAGAGGAAUUGAGAUUGAUCCUGACAAAGUAAGAGCAAUACAAGAAUUACCCCCACCACGUACUCAAAAGGAGGUUCGAGGUUUUCUAGGAAGGCUGAACUAUAUCGCUCGGUUCAUCUCACAGCUAACCGAGAAAUGCGACCCCAUAUUUCGCCUCCUCAAGAAACAUAAUCCAAGUGUAUGGGAUGAUGAAUGUCAAAAAACUUUUGAAAAAGUCAAACAUUACUUAUCCAACGCCCCAGUGCUGAUACCACCCUGCCCAGACAAACCGCUCAUACUGUAUUUGGCAGUAUUUGAAAAUUCCAUGGGAUGCGUGCUUGGUCAACAUGAUGAAUCAGGAUGA